Ilex paraguariensis (yerba mate) is the source of this 192-nucleotide messenger RNA. The record is from the annotation of a GenBank genome assembly. NCBI's taxonomy places the organism in Eukaryota, Viridiplantae, Streptophyta, Magnoliopsida, Aquifoliales, Aquifoliaceae.
AUGGCGUUAGCUUCACUCAUUGCUCUGUUUGCAGUAAUCGUUACGGUUUUCUCUCUCAUCGGAGCCUCUCUCGCCGCCGAGGCUCCUGCGCCUGCCCCUGAUUCAUCCGCCGGAGAUAUCUCGCCGUCUUUCGCCGUCGGAUGCGCCGUUGCCUUCAUUAAUUUUCUCUUUGGAUCUGCACUCAAGAUCUGA